Messenger RNA from Rosa chinensis, 4754 nucleotides. Its product is annotated as disease resistance protein RUN1. The record is from RefSeq and is a predicted model, not a curated record. The transcript has 10 exons. NCBI's taxonomy places the organism in Eukaryota, Viridiplantae, Streptophyta, Magnoliopsida, Rosales, Rosaceae. Gene Ontology annotation, molecular function: ATP hydrolysis activity; ADP binding. Bases 539 to 3823 code for a protein of 1094 amino acids. Gene Ontology annotation, biological process: defense response; signal transduction.
UUUUGGUGGAGAAAGGAAAAAAACGGAGUGAUCGAUCUAGAUUUAGAAAGAAGGAGAACUGGGUUUGUUUUGGGUUGCUUGGGGGAAUUUGACUUACCCACAUCGGUGGUGAUAGUCGGUAAUUUAGAAAGAAGGAGAAUUAGGGCCUGUCGCUGUUAAUUUGGAUCAGAAGGUCGGUUUUGACGAGAAAGAAAGAGAGAGAAAGGUUGUUUGAAGAGAGAGAGAGAGAGGAGAGGAUUUGGUUUCGAUAGUACCGAAUUUGUGGCUUGGCAAGAGUUUGUGUAUUAACAUUGACUUCAAGAGGUUUCCAUUUGAACAGGGUAUGAAGUUAGAUAUGUACUCCCUUUCUUUUGUUUAACUUCAGUUCAGUUGGUUGACUAGAAAGCCCGUAGACUCUACUUAGAAUUUGAACCAAACCCACAGCAUCGCGCGGGAGAGGUUGCUAGUAUAUAACAAGAGAUAGUCCUUGACAGUAACAAUACCAUCCCAAAUUAUUUCAAUUCAGCCUCCUCACUCAUCCUCCUACAAUCAAACAAACAUGGAACUGAGCAAACCUCAAUUCGGAGCCUCUUCCUCUUCAUCGUCUUCUUCCACCCAUUUGUUCACACACGAUGUCUUUCUGAGCUUCAGAGGUGCGGAUACGCGCAACAAUUUCACAGGCCAUUUGUACAGCAAUUUGGUUAACAAGGGAAUUAAGACCUUCAUGGAUAAUGACCUUACAAGAGGAGAAAAUAUAAGAAAGGAGCUUCUCGAUGUAAUUGAAGGAUCAAGGAUUUCCAUUGUUGUAUUUUCUGCGAACUAUGCAUCUUCGAAGUGGUGCUUGGAUGAACUUGUCAAGAUCUUUCAAUGUAAAGAAUCCAAGCAACAAAUUGUUUAUCCAAUUUUCUACCAGGUAGAUCCUUUGAAGAUACGAUACCAGAAGGGCCAGGUUGGUGAUGCAAUUGCUCACCUUAGCAAAUACAAGGAUAACUCAGAGAAGGUGGAGUGUUGGAAGGCAGCUCUUACACAAGCCGCAACUUUGUUUGGGUGGCACAUCUCGUAUGGAGGGCAUGAAGCGAAUGUUAUUGAUGAAAUUGUUAAAGAGAUAGCAACCAAAAUAAUGAAAUGCACCCGUUUAGAUGUGGCAUCAUAUCCUGUUGGAAUAGAAUCUCGUGUAGAAGAUAUACUUAAACUCUUAAAUAUUGGGGAGGACGAUCCUCACAUGAUAGGGAUAUGGGGAAUUGGUGGAAUGGGAAAGACAACACUUGCAAAAGCUGUUUACAAUUCAAUUAGCCAUAAGUUUGAACAUAGCUGCUUCCUGACAAAUGUUAGAGAAGAAUCAUUUUCACAUGGAGGUCUUGUCAAGCUACAAAACAAUUUUCUUUCUAAGAUUAUAGAGAGAAAUCCACCUAAUGUGACCAAUGUGGAUGAAGGAAUCACUCAGUUGAAGCAUAAACUAAGUCAGAAAAGGGUUCUCUUAGUUCUUGAUGAUGUGGACCGCUUGUAUCAGUUAAAAAAACUUGCUGGAGGGUGUGAUUGGUUUGGUCCAGGAAGUAGAAUUAUCAUAACAACAAGAGAUACGAAUUGCCUAAAGGCUCAUACAGUCAAUCGAAUAUAUGAGGUCAAGGAAUUAAAUCAUCAUGAAGCUUUAGAGCUCUUCAAUUUCAAUGCCUUCAAAGGAAAUAAAUGUAUGGAUGGUUUCUUUGAACUUGCAACUGAUGUAAUACAUUAUGCGAAAGGGAUUCCGUUAGUUUUGGAAGUUUUGGGGUCAGAUCUAUGUAGUAAAGAUAAGGAUGAGUGGAAAGAUGCAUUAGAGUAUUACAACAAAUAUCCUAGUCAACAGGUUCAGCAAACUCUCAAAAGAAGUUACGAGGGAUUGGAGGAUCGGAUAAAAGAAGUUUUUCUUCAUAUUGCAUGUUUCUUUAAAGGUGAUAAAGAAGGCUAUGUGAUCCAUGUACUGCAAAGCUGUGACUUGAAUCCCAAGUAUGCUCUCAGAGUCCUUGUAGAAAAGGCCUUAAUAAAAAUUGAGAAAGAAAAUAGCAUUUGGAUGCAUGACCUCUUAGAAGAUAUGGGAAAAGAAAUUGUUCGGCAAGAGUCCCCUGAUGAGAUGGGACAAUGCAGUAGGUUGUGGCUCUAUGAGGAUGUUUGCAAAGUCCUUGAGGCAAACAAAGGAACAGAUAAAAUAAAAGGUAUCGUGUUAAGAGGAGGUGACCGUUCACAAAAGAUAUGGUUGAACAGCGGAAGCUUCACGAACUUGAAAAAUCUUCAAAUUUUUAAAGUCGAUUAUGGGCAUUUCGUAGAGGAAGACUUGUGUUGGCUGGGUUUUCUAGGGGAAGAUCAUGGGCUGGUUUCUGAAGAGGGAGAUUAUGGGCUGGUUUUUGAAGAGAGCGUGGAUUAUCUCCCAAACCAGUUGACUGAGUUGAGGGUCCUUGACUUUACAAAUGCCAUACUGCACAUGGGUGGGCCCGACACGAUCACUUUUUAUGAGGGAUUGAAGAAUAUGCGAUAUUUGAAAUCUAUCAAAUUGUCGCACUGUGUUGGCUUAACAAGAAUUCCCGACUUGUCUGGAUUAACAAGCUUAGAGUAUUUGGAUCUGUCUUAUUGUAAUGAUUUAGUUGAAGUUCAUCCUUCGGUUGGCCGUCUCGAUAAGCUCGUCAUUUUGAAUCUCAGCUGGUGUAGAGAGCUCCAGAUGUUUCCAGAGGGGAUCAGCUUGAAAUCUUUGGAAACUCUGGAUCUCUCUUGGUGCUGCAAUCUUAAGUUGUUCCCUGAAAUUGAGGGAGAGAUGAAGUAUUUGAGUCGCCUGGAUCUAAGUUUCACUGCCAUCUCAGAGUUACCUUGCUCAGUUGGAAAUCUCACUGGCCUUAAAUCCUUGUCUCUAAAUAGCUGCAAUAAUCUUACAAAUGUACCAUCGAGCAUUUUCUAUGGAUUGCAAUGUCUGGAAUAUCUUGAUCUACGGCGCUGCGGCCGCUGCCGCAGAUACCUUGUUACAUUUCCAACAAAGUCAGAAUCACUUCCUCCACCGGUGUUUUCAACUAACCUGACGAGAUUACAAGUUCAUCUGGACCUUUGCAAGCGGCUUAAAGAAAUUUCAGAAUUUCCGCGAGAAAUAGAUUUCUUAUCUGUGAAUGGUUGUUGGCCAUUGGAAAGAAUUUCAAAGUUGUCAAAAAUUUUGGAGGGUAAAGAUUCAAAAAUGUUCGGUUGGUUGGACUUGAGUGGCUGCCAGAGACUCUGCGACAAUCUGGCUCGUCGACUAGUAUCAGGGGUUGAAGUUGACAAGCGACUAUUUCAUCUGGCCAAGAAGAGAAAGGAGAUAACAUCAUCACCGUCUGCGGGAACCAAAGAUUUGAUGGGAGAGGCAGAGAAAUUAACGGCUCUGUUGACUCUUUUCCUCUCUUGUGCGAAAUCUGAAGAAUUCCAAGUACAGUUUCCUGCAUGUGUUCCGAUUCCAAACUGGUUCACCUGCCGUCAGGAUGUUGUGAAUAGGGAUCUGAAUUGGGAUGUGAUAAAAAAAGAGCAUGAGUUUUGCAUUGAAAUUCCUCAGAACUCCAAUCGGGACAACAAGGGGUUGGCUUUCUGUAUUCAAUCGUCUUCUGAUUACCUCACUCAUUUUGUUUACAUCAAUGGAAUAAAGUUUGAUGAGAAACCCAUGGAUAUGGGUAAAGUGUGGGUGCAUUAUAUUCCAUUAAUUACAGUAAUAAGGAGGUUGAGUGAGUGUGGGAUUCCGCCACCUGAUAUGUUUCGAGUUAUGUUUUGUUUUGAAACUUCUUAUAUUGCAUGGAAAACGCUUGAGGGGGAAAGCUGGGGAGUCCACCUGAUCGAAGAUUUGGAAGGAGAAGGCCGAUGAUAGCCAGCUGACUUGCAGUAUAUGCUGAUUCUGCUGCCACUGAGGAUGACAUUGACACACCCAAGGUACAAAACACUUACCUUGGAAAAAGUACUCCUUUGAAAACAUGAUGCUCGAUCAUCAUCAUACAAUGUUAAGGAGUUCAAUCUAGAGGAAAUGAUUGAGUGAGUCUUUGGAAUCAAACCUGUAGAGCAUGAUCAGUGGACUUGAUAAGACCUACACCGAGGGUCUAUAUGUCUGAAUUCCUUGUCUGUUACAGAGCAGUAAAGACACUCACAUUGAUCAAUAAUCCAAAAAUACAAGGAGAGGUAAAACUCCAUAUACAAUGUCUGUAUUAAGUUGAGUUGUGACGGAACUAGAUGCUCCAGAUAUAGCUGAGACAAUAGAGCAAGUGGAUUGUGUACUUCAUUAGCAAGGAAAGUUGGACCUACCUUGGAUUUCAUUCAUUUUACCAUGGCUAGUCAAACACACCUCAAGAGGGUUUCGGUCUCUUUGCAGCUUUGGUGGGAUAAUGAAUCCCGGUCCUCUUCUCCAGUCAAUUGUCACAAUCCCAUUCGCGAGUGUAAUGGAUUUUGUUUCACAAGUUUACUUCCAAUGUGAGUGCACAGUUGGUUCCCGGGGAGCUCAAUGAGGGACUCGGGGGAGUAAAGAGAGGAGUGGAUCCUACUCUUACUGACAGCAUCGAUAACACUAUAUCUUAUCUGCUGAGCUGCUGGUGAAUGUAGCUGGUCCCUUCAUCUGUCCGACUCGGAACUUUUAUAGGAGCUUUUGUUCUGUUUAUCUUUAAAAUAAUACUGGGAAAGAAAAAUUUGCCAACUAAAGGCAGCCUUUGUUCAGGCAGGUUGUCCAGACCUUCUGUGAAGUUCUAGAUGAAUAUUCUGAUUAAGAAGAGAAGAAAACAGCAUUUGGGCCUUCUAAGAAGAAGGCAAUA